Molecule: messenger RNA, 1824 nt
Organism: Chiroxiphia lanceolata (lance-tailed manakin)
Lineage: Eukaryota; Metazoa; Chordata; Aves; Passeriformes; Pipridae
Gene: TPP1
Product: tripeptidyl peptidase 1
Exons: 14
Coding region: 16-1737 (573 amino acids)
Biological process (GO): proteolysis; central nervous system development
Molecular function (GO): tripeptidyl-peptidase activity; serine-type endopeptidase activity
Source: RefSeq, a predicted model, not a curated record
UCACACGUGACCAGGAUGGCGCGGAGGUGUCGGGGAAUCCCCGCUGUGCUGGUGCUGUGUGCGGCCGCCUGGAGCUGUGCCGCGGGGCUGGCGCUGGAGCUGGAGCGGGACCAGCCGUUCCGCGUGCCCCCCGGUUGGACCCACGCCGGCCGCGUGGACCCCGGACAGCCGGUGCAGCUGACCUUCGCCCUGCGGCAGCGUGGCACCGCCCGCCUUGCCCACCUCGUCGAGGCCGUCUCGGACCCCCGGUCCUCCCAAUACGGGCAGUACCUGUCCCUGGAGCAGGUGCGGGACUUGGUGCAGCCAUCCCCAGCCACGCUGAUGACAGUGCUGAAGUGGCUGCAAGACCAUGGAGUGGAGGACUGCCGGACUGUCACCACCCUCGACUUCCUGGAGUGUCACCUGCCUGCGAGCAUGGCUGAGCUCCUACUCCCUGGGGCCGAGUUCCACCGGUAUGUGCAGGGCCAGCGCAGCCUGGUGCGGUCCCCACUUCCCUACACUGUCCCCGCGGAGCUGGUGGAGCACCUGGACUUUGUGGGUGGGAUGCACCGGUUCCCCGUGGAGCGCACGGUCAGCAGAGCCAAGGCCAGGAAGGACGUGGGGUCGGCGAGAGCGUCGUUCCACCUGGGUGUGACGCCGGCCAUCCUGCGCCAGAGAUACAACAUGACAGGGGGGGACGUGGGGCUCCUGCCCAACAACAGCCAGGCCUGUGCACAGUUCCUGGAGCAGUACUUCCACCAGGCCGACCUGGCUGAGUUCAUGCAGCUCUUCGGCAGCAGCUUCGCCCACCGCACACAAGUGGACCGGGUGGUGGGGCACCAGGGCCAUGGCAAGGCCGGGCUGGAGGCCAGCCUGGAUGUGGAGUACAUCAUGAGCACGGGUGCCAAUGUCUCCACCUGGGUCUUUAGCAAUGCAGGAAGGCAUGAGAGCCAGGAGCCCUUCCUGGCCUGGCUGCUGCUGCUCAGCAACAUGUCAGCGGUGCCGUGGGUGCACUCGGUGAGCUACGGGGAUGACGAGGACAGCCUAUCCCUUGCCUACAUGGAGCGCGUCAACACCGAGUUCAUGAAGGCGGCGGCGCGCGGCCUCACUGUCCUGUUCGCCUCAGGUGACGACGGUGCCGGGUGCCGGCGGGUGCACAGUGGGAACCACACGUUCCGGCCCAGCUUCCCGGCCUCCAGCCCCUAUGUCACCACUGUGGGCGGUACAUCCUUCAAGAACCCCUUCCUGGUGACGGAGGAGGUGACAGAUUACAUCAGUGGGGGUGGCUUCAGCAACAUCUUCCCCAUGCCUGGGUACCAGGCUGCUGCCGUCGGGCGUUUCCUACACUCAGCCUCGAAGCUGCCGCCCAGCUCAUACUACAACAGCAGUGGCCGCGCGUACCCCGACCUGGCUGCACUCUCUGACAACUACUGGGUGGUGACAAACCGCAUCCCGCUGCCCUGGGUGUCGGGGACCUCGGCGUCCACACCGGUGGUGGCGGGCAUGGUGGCACUGAUCAACGACCGGCGGCUGCAGCGGGGGCUGGCGCCCCUCGGCUUCCUCAACCCCGCGCUGUACCAGUUGCAGGAGCGGGGCCUCGGUGCUGCCUUCUACGAUGUCACCCAGGGCUGCCACCUGUCUUGCCUGGACGGCACUGUGCAGGGCCAGGGCUUCUGCGCCGGCCCUGCCUGGGACCCCGUCACCGGCUGGGGCACCCCUAACUUCCCAAGCCUGCUGCGGGCGCUGCUGUUGCCCUGACCGGGACGCCCGGACACGGAGACUGGGACACUGGGACAGGACAGCGGGAUCGGGACACUGGCACUGGGACAGCGGGACACUGGCACU